GUCACAAACUGAUGUAGCCAUUUAGCUAGUUGGAGAAGUAAAAUAGAUAAAUUAUACUAGUUUGUUUGGUAGGCCGAUUUCACUCUAAUUCAUUAUUUGAUAUUACAAACAAAAAUAGACUUACACCGGUAAACGCUUAAACGGCAAGAUGUGUUGGGAACGGGAUUGACUUGGGCACUGUCCUGUCCCCACGCCGGGUCCUCCAUGUCCAUGUUUCGGCUCCGAGCUGUGACUGGGAGCCGCUACCUGCGCAGUUUUUUGCAUGGGGGAGCAGCGAACCGGGACUAUGUUCUGGAGCAGCUUGGCAUCUGCUCUGGUGAAGACCAAGUGUUGGAGGUGGUGGGCAAGAACAAGGCCAAGCUGACUGUGAACCAUGUUGGCUGUGCCAUAGGCAUGCUCUGGCAUUUCCAGAAGGAGAAGCCACAGAUGCUGAGAACGGUUGAGUUCAUCAAAAGCCACCCAGAGUUCCUGACUCUCCGGGUGCUGGCUGAGAACAAAAUUGAGCUCAUGGAUGAUGUCAUGUUGGUGGACAUGCUCUACAAUGUUCUCAGGCUCAAUGUGGAACCAUAUGAUUCUCUUGCUCAGCAAUUGGUCUCAGAGGCCUGGCUCAGAUUAUACAGAUUUCCAAUGCCAUCACUGUCCAAGUUUGCUGUCUGCCUAAGUGAUCAACAUCUGCAGCACAGUCCUCCAAUGGGUCAAAUCACUGACAUUUUGGAUCAGAAACUCUCCUCAAUUGAUGAUGCCAGGAUCCUGACAACCCUCAUGGUCAGCGUGUCAUCUUUGGUGUCCCCUCAUCUGCGGGAUAAACUCAUCAAUAAGGCAGAUCAUCUCCUUGACACCAUGGAUCCCUCACACUACAACAACCCCAGGAGGAUGGUGCAGUUCCUGCGCAACAUCAAGUAUAAUUACCGUCCCCUGCUGGAGAAGUGCAACCACAUUCUCCUGCGCAAUGUUCCCCACCUAAAUGCAGAGAACAUAAGCAUCAUCCUGGGGCUCUACCAGUCAAUGCAGUUCAACAACUGUGACUUCCGUCUGGCUGCAAAACAGAGGCUAAUGGAACUCGUGGAUUCGAGCGCAGACCCUUUCUCCUUCACCAAGCUGUUUGUUGCUCUUGGGCCUAUGGCAGGGGAGGACACCAAAGAGAGGUUGGAGAGUACAGCACUGCUACUGGCAGAAGAUUUUAAUGCCCAGCAGGCCCUAGCUGUGGCAGAGACACUAGAGGAGAUUCAGUGUAGAAACCUGAAUCUGAUCCAAAAGAUUGCAUCAGUAGUCCACAAGAACCUGCAUGUCUACAAGCCCAUGGAGAUAGCCAGGAUCACACAAGCCCUGAUCCUGCUGCAUUACCAGAGUCCAGAGCUCUUCAAUAAAUUAAGGAACAUUCUGGUUCAGUUCUUGCUGGACAGUGUCUACCCAUAUGAAGUGACCAUGCUGACUCGUGUUCUCUCCAUGCUGCCUUCACCUCGACUCGACGAAAGCGUCAUUUCACGGGUGGAGGCAGUGCUGCCCCAGUGUAAUCUGAAUGACCUGAACACCUUUGCAAUGGCCGUCGCUAAGUGGGUGCGAAAUGACCCGUCCUACCGACACAGUACGCCCAGCAAGUAUGUGCGUCUGCUACAGACACUGAACCGCUGCGGGCAUGAACGCCUGCGCAAGGCUGAUCGCCUGGACUUGGUGUUGGAGGAGCUCAAGUACAUGUCAGGGGAAUGGUUUGAGGAGAUGCUGCUGGAGGAGACCAUGGUUACACUCCAGAGGUUGGAGGACCAGAUAUCCUGGACCAAUGUGCCUGAGAUGGCCCUUUUCCUGACCAGGACUAAUCACCUCUGUACUCCAUUAAUGGACCGCAUCGCUAGCGUGGCCAUGGAGAAUAUCAACAAGAUCCACUACUCAGCGACUUAUGCCACCUUGCUGCCCUUUGCUGUACUGAAUUAUGAUCCACCAAGGGUGGAUGAGCUGUUUGACAUCUGCAUUCAGCGCGUCAUACCUCAUAUCAGUUCCUUUGACCCCCAUCUGCUUGUACUUCUUGCAUAUGCCCUGGCUGUGGCUGACUGCUUCCCGGAGGACCUGGUUCGAGAAAUCUUCAAUGUGAAUUUUCUUGCCAAGUUGGAUUCCCAGUUAGAAACCCUGCCUGACGCCCUCAACAAGCGUGUCCGCCUGCGUCUCAUGGAGCUAAAUCGGGCUGUGUGUCUAGAGUGUCCAGAGUCCCAGGUUCCCUGGUUCCACGAGCGUUACUGCCUACAGUUACAGAAGAAAGGGAAUGGUUCCAUCAGUCCUGUCCAACAACAAAUCCACAAAAUGUUUGGGGAAGUUCUUGGAGGGAUUAAUUGUGCCAGAGUGGCAUUGCUCACUACUUAUUUCUACACAGUAGACUUUGAAUGUGUUCUGGACAGACACCACCAGGCGGUGGCCUACAGUGAGCAAAGUCAGCUGCAGAUAUCUGGAGAUGGAAAGGUCCGCUGGGGUUCUGACUCUGUAGGGAAGGAUCGGAGUGAGGUCCCUCCAGGGGCACAACGUGUUGCUGUGGACUUCUUGGAUUCCAAAUCCUUCUGCAAAAACUCUCGUCACAUGAAAGGGGAAGCAAUGAUGAGAAAGAGACAUCUGGAGAUUCUGGGAUAUCAUGUUGUCCAGAUCCCUCAUUUUGAAUGGAACUCUAUGGAGCUCUCCACACAGGAUGCAUGGAAGGAAUACCUUAGGAAGAAGAUAUUUACUGGGCUUCCCUCAAGCACCUAGAUGUUGAAUGAAGGACACGUGUUAUAUUGCUUUUGCUACUGAACCGUGAGAGAAAAAGUUUUUAGAAAUGUAUAUUUGCAGGCAGGUCAUUGACAAUUGUUUUUAAGCAUCAGAUGUUUAUCAAGUGCUCCUUAUUGCCUACUCCAAAGCCUAAAGUGGACAUGGAGCUACCUCAUCUCCUGCCAAGAAAAAUUGUAUCAGGCUUUUUAUAUGAACUGUAGCAUUUGUCAAAUAAUAAUUU
Molecule: messenger RNA, 2968 nt
Organism: Salvelinus namaycush (lake trout)
Lineage: Eukaryota; Metazoa; Chordata; Actinopteri; Salmoniformes; Salmonidae
Gene: fastkd1
Product: FAST kinase domains 1
Exons: 15
Coding region: 205-2727 (840 amino acids)
Biological process (GO): mitochondrial RNA processing; regulation of mitochondrial mRNA stability
Cellular component (GO): mitochondrial matrix; ribonucleoprotein granule
Molecular function (GO): RNA binding
Source: RefSeq, a predicted model, not a curated record